This is a messenger RNA of Oncorhynchus keta (chum salmon), 1214 nucleotides long. Its product is annotated as PPE family protein PPE10-like. Lineage: Eukaryota; Metazoa; Chordata; Actinopteri; Salmoniformes; Salmonidae. The record is from RefSeq and is a predicted model, not a curated record. The transcript has 3 exons. Bases 831 to 1214 code for a protein of 127 amino acids.
UGGAAAUAUUGCCACAAGCAAUGUCCCGAGUGACGAGUGCGCACAGUACUGUUCCAUCGCAACUUUGCUAGGAUUAUUUUAUGAUUUUAUAAGUAACGGAAUAUUUAGGCUAAGCGCUCAUCUGUGGAUACGUUGUAAGAAUAACUUUUCUUAAUAUUUGCUUGUAGAAAUACAUUUCCCUUGUUUUCAGUCGUUUGAGAAGUCUACGCUUAGGAUAACUUUGUCUUGCUACCCAGACGUGAAUGGCGCCUGAGCCCAACGCUUCCCCCAGUGUGUGUGUGUGUCAGUGCAGACACACACACCCUCUCCCUCGUCAGUCUCGGUUAUCAGAUAUUUUUACCCUGCCUGGUCCGGAAUCCUGCCAGCCAAGCGGAUAAUGGCCCUACUCUCUCUCCAGUUACCCCUCAGAGUGUAAGGAGCCGAGACCACGACACACACACACACACACACACACACACACACACACACACACACACACACACACACACACACACACACACACACACACACACACACACACACACACACACACACUUCCCUGACAGCUCUGGUUUUGUUUCUGGGUGAUGACAUCAUGACCGGGGCGUUACUGAAUGGGUGAAAUGUGACAGACACACACACUCCUCGAUUCUCGCUCCUCUGACGCCCGAAGUCUUCAAACAACAUCGCUUGAGAUGGAGGCAGCUUCAGUCCACAGAGCUUCCUGUGUUUGGAUUUGUAUGAACCGUUAUCAGCCUUACUCCCACACCCCUUCCCAGCCCCGGUGCCUCUAGAGGGGCCCAUCGACCCAGGAUGCAGUGGGGCUCUGGUCAGGCCCAGCCCCAGCCACGAUGCCCAUCACCCAGGAGAACGCCCUGAGCCACAUCCAUCUACUGGAGGACUGGCUCCUGGUGGCUCAGACCAGGUACGAGGACCACUAUGGAGACCCAGACCAGCAGUCCACCACCAGCAGAGACCCAGACCAGGACUCGUACCAGGAGUCAGAACACGAGGAGGAUGCCUGCAGCACGGUCGGUAGCAGCACGGUCGGUAGCAGCACGGUCGGUAGCAGCACGGUCGGUGGCAGCACGGUCGGUAGCAGCACGGUCGGUGGCAGCACGGUCGGUGGCAGCACGGUCGGUAGCAGCACGGUCGGUAGCAGCACGGUCGGUGGCAGCACGGUCGGUGAGCAGCACGGUCGGUGGCAGCACGGUCAGUGGCAGCACGGUCGGUAG